Messenger RNA from Selaginella moellendorffii, 1947 nucleotides. RefSeq lists its product as uncharacterized. Bases 1 to 1737 code for a protein of 578 amino acids. The record is from RefSeq and is a predicted model, not a curated record. NCBI's taxonomy places the organism in Eukaryota, Viridiplantae, Streptophyta, Lycopodiopsida, Selaginellales, Selaginellaceae. The transcript is spliced from 3 exons.
AUGAUAAUUGGGAUUUUACCACACCCCCUGUAUCAUGCAAGCUUGAGGGCGAAGAACAUUGGCGGAGGAGCGGAGGCCGCAGUUUUGGGGGAGAGGCGCUCGCGGCUGCGUCGGCGAUUUGUCCUCCGUGCCCUGAUCUCCAGAUUGGUGCCAAGCCAAGAAGAUGAAGAUCCCAUCAUUUCAGCGAGCGUCCUCCAACAAUCGAAUUCUCCCUCUCUGCGACGAGGACGACGACUACGAAGAAGCAGAGCGCAAAGAGACAACGCCAGCAUUACCGCCACCAUCGCCACCGUCACUACGACCAGGGGGAGAUCCCAGCUAUGGAGCUACUGGGUUCCAGGAUCCAUCUUCGCCCAUGGAUCCCAAGCUCUGGAGCAAGCUCCCGGAGGACUGUGUGGACAGGAUCCUGGCGCGGCUCCCACUGCCCAGUAUGUUCCGGCUACGCUCGGUGUGCAAGCGCUGGAACUCGUUCGUCCAUUCCGAGGCCUUCUUCUCGCUCCAGUCGGAGAUCUCCGCCAGCCGCUCCAGCUUCCUCCUGUGCACCCAGGGCCGCGUCUCGUGCGUCUACAACUUCUCCCUCGAUGGCUGGCACUUCGUUCCGGUCCCGAGGAUCAUCCUGCCCAUCGACAUCCCGCCGGUGACCGUCGUCUCGGCCUCUGGAGGCCUGCUGUGCUACGCCAACCAGGUGGCCGAGUGCUCCACGCUCUUCGUCUGCAACCCCUUCACCAAAGUUCUGCGCGAGAUGCCACCCAUGCGGCGCGUCCGGCUCAUCCACAAGCUCAGCAUUGUCACCGAUCCCAGCAGCAAGCUCUACCAGAUCAUGGUCUCGGGCGAAGAUGGUGGCGACGUCGGCCAGAUGCUGUGCCCGCACGUCUACAAGCUCUACACCGAGGUCUACGACUCGCGGUCGGGCUCGUGGGAGAUGGCGGCGUGCCCGCUGCCCGAGGCCAAGUUCGGGAGCGACCCCGGGGUGUGGCUCGACAGCGGGAGCUUCUACUCCAUCACCGAGCUCCCGUACGGAGUGGUGAGCUUCGACUCCAAAACUCGAACUUGGUCCGAGGUGAAGGCGGAGAUGCCGUCCGGCCUCGCCUCGCCAUCGCUGGUGGCGUACAAAAAGAGCCGGCUCUUGAUGAUCGGACGAGUGAAGGGGAGGAGCUCCGCCACAGCGAAGCCGGAGCUCAAACCAGCGACGGCGAUGGCGGCGAUGGUCGAGGAGGGAUUGAAAGUUUGGGAGCUCUCGCACGGUGCCGGGCUCGGGACGUGGACGGAGGUGAACAGGGCCCCGGUGGAGAUGUGCCGCGAGUUUCUGGAUGCGCUCAAGCCGAGGACGCCGCUGGUUUGCUCCGGGGUGGGCGACUUGGUGUGCGUGACGAGCCACCUCAGUCCAAAGGCGCUGGUUUUCGACGUGAGCCGCGGGAGCUGGCGGUGGCUGCCCAGGGAUCCACUCUUCCCGAAGAAGAGGAACUUCCAUCUCCUGGGAUUUUGUUUCGAGCCAAGGCUGGACAUCCAGCCGUGACGGAGAAGAACUGGUGCACUGCUGCUGCUGCUGCUAGACGGCUGGUUUACUCGACCGAAGAAGAUGCUCUCACUCGUCACUCGUCGAGACAAUGCCAUCCAUAUCUGACUUCCGGACAAGAUCCUGCAGCAGCACGAGGUUCUCUCUUUCUCACUCUUUUUUUUAUGGCCUUCCCUUGUUUUUCGGGUUCUCUCUCUCGCUCUCUUUUUUGCUUACGUUGAUCAUCCAACUCCUUGGUGGUGGUGGUGAUUCUCCAAUUUUUUUUAAUGCUUUCUAGGUGGAUAAAGAUGGCUGUGACUAGAUAAGAUCAGAAGAGAGCCAGCCAGCUGCAUCAUCAAUCACCAUUUGAAAACAAGCAAGCAAAGCAGGCAAGAUCUUUCUUCGUGUUUUUUUGGCUCAAGAUAUAUACUAGAGAAGAGAGCAUUCAUUCA